AUGGCGAUGAUUUUCGAUUUAAUCUUCGAUCCAAAUCGGUGUCCAAGAACUGCCGAAGAGGAAGAUAUUGACUUAGACUGUGAUAUGCCCGAAGUUAAUCGACAGGAUUAUGAUACUGAUCUGGAAAGCUUCGAAAGGGAAGAAAGACGGAUGGAGGAAGAGGCUGCAAAGGAGGCAGAAGUCAAACGACUUUUAGAAGAGAAAAUUCAGGAGAAGCUUCGAAAUCUCGAAAAUAUUGUGUUAGAGCCUCUAGGGCAAGAGAGAACAAACACAGCUGCAGAAGCGAGUCCUUCCGAAUGGUCUGAAGAUGAAGAUGGAGGAGCCUCCGAACCUCUUUUAAAUGACAGGGAAUCUACGGGCUAUACAACGGAUGAUCCUGCAUUAGAGAAUAUUUCUAUGAUUAAUGAGACUGGAUUGACAGAUGCAGAAGGUGCUCUAAGUGAUGUAAACUCGGCAUACAUAGACCACAACCAUGAUGCAGACAUGGACGACAAUACCUCGAUGUCAUCUCGUGCUUCAUCUAGGAUAUUCGACUCGGAUGCUAUGAUGUCGCUGGAUUCGCUGAGUGCUCUCUACGAUUCAGAAUACGACAAUUGUUACCGCACCGACGACGACUUAAACGCAGUGCCCGACUUAGAUAGACUAAACUAUUUUUCAGUGCCGACCGACGAUGUGCAUUUGGCCAAUAUACGGUCCAUGAGCGAAAGCAUUACUAGAAAUUUCGGUCAACCCAGGAGCGAAACUGAUCCUGAUAGCGACGUUUAG
This is a messenger RNA of Diabrotica balteata, 765 nucleotides long. Lineage: Eukaryota; Metazoa; Arthropoda; Insecta; Coleoptera; Chrysomelidae. The record is from the annotation of a GenBank genome assembly.